AUGAAAGCAAGGUUUCGCCAGGAGCUGCAACUACGGCGGUUUUUUGAACUAUACCAUAAGCAGCUAAUAAGAGAGUAUGCUUUAAUACCUAUAGGCGUAUUAAUGAUAUUAUGCGUGUUGUAUGGGUUCGAUACUUUGUUUAAACGAGUGUUUAAGAUUAAAUUUCCUGCCUCUGUUGCAGUGAUGUUGAUAAACUUUGUUAUUAUGUGUGUGCUGUCGGCGGCAAAGCAGUCUAUUAGUGAUAUUUACAUCAAAUGCAUAGAUGUGCCAUUGGGAUGGUCUCUAAGGUGGAUGAACCUAUAUUUUACACCUGCAUUUGUUAUGCUACCAACUAGUCCUCCGAUAAGUGCAGCUGAAACAGGACUUAUUGCAGUGACUUUUAUAGUUGGGUAUAUUGUAGCAUAUGUGGGAGUUGCAUAUAUUACAAUGCUCUGCCAACUUUGUCCAUGGCAAAAACAUCGAGAAGAUGAAUCUUUACCCCCAGAGAUCGAGACCGAGGCCUGCUCCCACAGUGAAAGUGCUGCUUCUAUAAAUUCAUGGGAUGACAAUGCGCGAGUUGAGGGGUACCGCCCAUUCGAUAGUUACCUUUAUGAUGGGGAUUUAGCGGAUCAUCUGAUGGAUUUGGCUACAAAUAGUGGAGUUAACAUAUCGCGUACGGUUACAAAUACAAGUCGGCCGUUUACAGUUGCUGAGGCACCCUAUCAUGGCAGGAGCAAUCUGACUGUAGCGGACCUUACUCGAGCACGUAGUGUAGGUUGUGUUGACACUUUACCACCUAUACCACAACUGCUACCAACAGCAGACGUUUCAAAGGAAGAAUGUAAUAGUACUAACGAGAAAAUCACCCACACUGAUCAAUCUAAUGCUGAAUCACCUCUACCGGAAAAGGUAGAAGAAUUACCAACUUUUACAAAACUACGAACACAUUUGCAUCAUGGACUAUACACCUUGGGGCUCAUAGCCUCUAUAAUAAGUUAUUUUGCUAGUGACUACCCUAUGCCAUUCCAGUUUUUCACUGCUGUAUGCUUGUUUAUGUUGGUGAAUGACAUACCACUUCCUAUUCAGCCCAAAUAUCGCCGCCUUUUGCACCCUGUCCUCUGUUCAGUAGCCCUCACAUGGCUAAUAAUGCUGAUCGCAGUGCUUAUCAAGCAUAGGAACAUCAGUUAUUUCAUAUCAGAGCUCCACGAGUACCAGACUGGUCGCAAUUACUUACAUUUGUUUGACACUUACCAUAACCAUACUUGGCCAGGCGCUGGCGAUGUCUUUAGUUCAUGCAUGGAUGUCUCUAUCGUUGGUCUCUCAAUGCCAAUGUUUACUUAUAGACGGGAGCUCUGGAGGCACUUCAUGUCGCUGGUCCCACCCAUUAUUUGUCUCACUGUUGGGUCUCUGACGCUUUAUCCACUCAUAUGCCAUAAAAUCGGUAUUAGUACAUCCCACUCGAUCGGUUUUAUUGGGAGAAGUGCUACACUCGCUCUAAGCACCCCAACAGUACUUAAUCUUAAUGGUUCUAUCACUUUAAUGGCAGUCACAACAGUAGCGACCGGAAUUCUGGGUGCCAUCACAGGGGGUCCGACGCUCGACUGGCUCAAAGUCCCUGCGGACGACUUCGUAACGAGAGGAGUUACUAUGGGCACCAACUGCGGAGCGAUCGCGACAGCCUACCUAUUAGGAGUUGAUCACAGAGCGGCGGCUAUUUCGACACUUUCUUUUGUUCUCUUUGGCACUCUAAUAGUCAUUUUAAGCUCCAUUGGAGGGGUACAGACAUUGGUUGAUAAAUUGGCGACAUUAUAA
Messenger RNA from Eremothecium sinecaudum, 1791 nucleotides. Its product is annotated as LrgB family protein. The record is from RefSeq and is a predicted model, not a curated record. The transcript has a single exon. NCBI's taxonomy places the organism in Eukaryota, Fungi, Ascomycota, Saccharomycetes, Saccharomycetales, Saccharomycetaceae. Bases 1 to 1791 code for a protein of 596 amino acids.